Molecule: messenger RNA, 1331 nt
Organism: Neohortaea acidophila
Lineage: Eukaryota; Fungi; Ascomycota; Dothideomycetes; Mycosphaerellales; Teratosphaeriaceae
Exons: 5
Coding region: 34-1233 (399 amino acids)
Molecular function (GO): glycosyltransferase activity
Source: RefSeq, a predicted model, not a curated record
UUCCGCCUUGACUUCUGCUCCUUGUCGACAACCAUGACGAACCGCCAAUUUGCCAUUCCCCAAGAAUUUGCUGAUCAACUCCGAUUCCGAGAAGCAAGCGACGAUCGCGGAUCCGAUGAGAUCCUCUACUCAUUGUUCCGGUAUCGACCGGUAACGUCCGAGAAGAAUGUUUGGGCAUUUUGGCAUUCGGGCAUCUCGGCCAUGCCGAAGUGGUGCCAACGCAACGUUGUCGACUGGAUACGAAUCCUCGAUCGAUCCUGGACGGUGCGGGUGCUUGAUGCGGUGCCAACGUCUGCAAAUUACAUGCUGCAUUAUGUGCCAGCCGACAGUCUGAACGAAGCCAUGGUGAAGGGAACGAUGGCUGGAUUGUACUCCGGCCCGCACAGUGCAGAUCUGCUCCGAGGCGCCUGCCUACUACAUCACGGCGGGGUGUUCAUGGACGUAGGUUGCAUCUUGAUCCGGCAUCUGGAUCGGAUCUGCUGGAAGCAGCUAGGGGACCCUGCUUCUCCCUUCCAGGCGUCGACUCCAUUGAUGUACGGACUCGUGAUGGCGAACCAUUUUGUGGCGAGUCGAAAAGGCGAUCCCUUCAUUGAAAGAUGGCACAAGCUCUUUACUCAUCUGUGGAAAGACCGAACCAACUUCCAAGGGCUGGGUGCGGAUCCUUUGCUCGCCUUCGCACAGAACGCGUCGUUUGAUGACUCUCAUGCAAGCGACUUUCACUGGGACUUCAAGGUGUCGGCGCAAGACGUGUACCAAUACAUCACCCAGGUAAUCUGCUGGCAGCGUGUGUGCAUGCUGGAAGAUCCCAAUGAUGGCUUCGACGGUCCGGAAUAUUGGAAAAACAAUAUCCUCGUCUGGAACGUUCUCCAAGAGAAUUGGGGAGGUGAGGCCACGGUGGGUUUCGCUGGAUCGGGAGAGAAGAUGUUCGAUCUGCUGUCUUUGCGUCUAGAUUCGGAUCCGGAAUCUCCGGAGUACAAGGAAGCGUAUGAUUUGGUGUGGCGAUUGCUCACCAGAUCCAGCAUGCAAAAGGUCACGCAUGGGAAGGACCUGACCAAUUCAAUCCACCUCGGUGCACUCUGGGAUGAGAACCCUGGCAUGGACUGCCAGCCUGGCACGUUUGCCGAGUUGUUGAGAUACGGAACGGUACACUUCGAACAGACGCGAGAGAGCAUCGUGUAUGUGACUGCGCCGGCACCGCCCGAAAUCUUGAAAAAGGGGCUUCUGGAGCCCUGAGUGAUGUGCAGGAACGAGCAAAGACUCUUGUCGAUUAUCAUGCACGACUAAUUAGAGACAUAAACGCAUGUACCUCAUUCACACAUGAAAGCACGUGA